Cylicostephanus goldi is the source of this 669-nucleotide messenger RNA. The record is from the annotation of a GenBank genome assembly. Lineage: Eukaryota; Metazoa; Nematoda; Chromadorea; Rhabditida; Strongylidae.
CAGUACUUUCAAUGCGAUUGAAACAACUUCAUAUUGGUUGAUAUCUUCAGAGUGAUCACAUGCAGGUAAACUACCAUCCAAUGUCCACACCUUCAAAUGGCUGCCGCAGUCGGAUCUCUUGCAGCAUCCUAAUGCGAAGGCGUUCAUAACUCAUGGCGGAUAUAACAGCAUGCAGGAGGCGAUUUCGGCUGGAGUACCAGUGAUUGCCAUACCUUUGUUCGGAGAUCAGCCAAAAAAUGCGAGGCUUGCUGAACACCAUGGGUUUGCUGUGCGCAUCUCAAAGACCAACGUCAAAGCUGAAUCUGUCGCUGAGGCACUUACGAAAAUACUGAACGACCAAAGGUAUAUGGUAACAUCGCGCAUUUGGGCGAAAUCGCAACUCAGUGAGUGCCCGUUUCAGCUACACAAUGGUCAUCAAGCGGAUCUCCAAUAUGGUCAAGAAAAAGCCAGUCAGCGUUUCUCAUUUAUUGGUGUCGUGGACAGAACUCUCGAGAAUCUCGUACCUGCGGGAAACAGACUUAACUUCGUGCAAUAUCAUUCUAUAGAUGUCGUAGUAACAAUUAUGGCUUGCUUUGUUAUAUUAAUGUACAUCAUGUGGAAACUGCUGAUUUUUCUAGCAUUCAAAGUGGUUGCUCUGGUGAACGGCGAAAAACCGAAGAAGGAGUAAGU